This is a messenger RNA of Cinara cedri, 4716 nucleotides long. The record is from the annotation of a GenBank genome assembly. Lineage: Eukaryota; Metazoa; Arthropoda; Insecta; Hemiptera; Aphididae.
CAUAAAUUAGUAUAUUAUAUGAAUUUAUGAACAUAAAUGAUACCUAUUACAUAGUAUCCACAUUACUUAAUACUUUAUUGUUCUUAUGAUAUUAUAUUUUAGAGAAAAAAGACGAUUUUUUAAGUAUUGAAUAUGGAUAUGGGUAGUAUUUGUAAGUUGUAAGUAUUGGCCUAAAUUCAUAAAUUUAAAAUGUUGAUGUUCUGCUCUAAACAUUUGGUUGUAGAAUUCAAAAAAUUGCACCCACACUUAACUUCCGCCUCUUUAAAUAUUAGUUAAGGAUUUCAACAAUAAGUUUUUAAAAUAAUUUAAUAAUUAAAAUUUUCUAUGGUAAAGUAUUCUUUUUUAAAUAUUUUAGAUUUUAAUUUCAACUACCAAAUGUCUGAAAAAAUAAUAUUUGUAGUAGACCCCAAUGUGUGUGAUGACAUUUCAGUUUAGAAUUAAUUGUAGAUAUUAUAUUUUUGGAAAUAUUUUCUAUUAUUUAUCAUCAUUAUUUAUCAUCAUUAUUUAUUUUUAUUUUUAUUAGUUGUACAGAAAAUCAGAGUAAGUAUGUUUGUCCCAAAUGUACAGCACCAUAUUGCUCUUUAUUAUGUUAUAAAUCUUCAAGUCAUUUAGAAUGCUCUGAAAUGUUUUAUAAAGACUGUAUUGAAGAAGAAUUAGAUAUUCAAGGUUCAGACAAUGCUAGCAAAAAAGAAAUGAUUGACAUUCUUAAAAGAGUUUAUGGUGAAAAUGAAGAAUCUGGUAAAUAUUUAAUUUUCUUAUUUUUUAUACAUAAAAUGUUACCAAAAAAUAACUAUAAAUUGAAUUUGAAAUGUAUAAUAAAUAAAUACUUGCGAUGGGAAAUAAAAAAACUUGUAUAAAUUGUAUUAUAUAAGAAUCUAAUAGAAUUAUUGUUACUGUAUUAUUAUAUUAUAAAAUAUAAUAAAUUGAUUUUGAAAUGUCAAAAAUUAAUUUUGUGUAAAUAUAUUCUUCAUUAGGGUUGCCCUUAUUUAUGAACGUGUUAAUUUUUAAUUCUGUAACAACCCCCCCCCCCCAAUUUGUUCAUUACUAUGAGAGUUAACUUUGUGUUAAAUUUGGUCAUGAUGUUAUGUCCAAAUAGAGUAGUUUUAUUAUUUUUUGCAUCAAAUUGAAAAAAUUAAGCAAAUAAUAUAAACAUGUAUAUUGCGUAUAUUAUAGAUUAUGAAAUUGUCUAUAAAAAAUAUUUUGAUAGUAUAUAACGGACCUUUACUUUUUUUCAUGAAAAAUAAUAAAUACCAAAUGGUUAUUUUUAUUUGAGAAAAUUAACUUAUUAAUGGUAAUGUAAAUAGAUUUCAUAAAUAGUUGAAGAUAACAUACAUUUUGUUUUUAUAAAAACAUUGUAAAAUUUAAUUUUCUACAAAGUAGAUAUUUUCAAGAUUAAUUGUGUUGAAUCAACAGUUUAUUAUUAAAAUAAAAUUUAUUGAAUAUUAAUUUUAAAAUACGAAAAUGUUGUCCAUUGAAAGUUUAUAAUUAUUUAUUUUCUUUUAAUUGUAUGAUUUUUUAUAUUUUUACUGUUGCAAUUGGGGAACUUUCAGUGAUAAUCUUGAAUUCUCUAAAAAAAAAUAAUAUACAUUAAUACCAAACUUAAUAGUUAAUAAUUAUUGAAGAAAUAUUUUACUUGUAACAAAAAUUGGUUUUGCUCUUCACUUAUUGUGAUUUUACUAUUAAAUUAUGGAUUUAUUAAUUUAUUAAUUAAAUUAAAAUUAAUUAAUUAAAUAUUUAUGUUUUGGGUUCAACUUUUAUUUUUCCACUGUUGAUUUUGGUAAAAAUGAAGAUUCUAUGAUUUGUUUAUGAUUAAUAUUUGCUACAUCCUCUCUUAUUAAAACUUCUUUGGUACACUCCUGAUUUGUAAUGUCAGAUUCUGGACAUAAGAAAAUUUACAAACUUGAUAAAUAAAACUUAAAGAUAUAUUUUUUUGAAUUUAAAAUUUACUUAACAUUUAAAUUAUAUAUUUAUCUUAAGUAUAUAUCUAAAAUAUAUUAGUCAUUAAUAGAUAACGAUAAUUAUUAAUUUAAUUUUAAUAUAUGUUAUAUAGAAAGUGAUUCAGAUGAUGAUGAUUUGACAAAUCUCAAUGAACGGUUAAAUGGAAUUGAUCUUGAUAAUUCUGAGGAAGUUUGGAAUCUAUUAACAGAUUCAGAAAAGGCUGAAUUUGAACACCUUGUUAAAUCUGGUGACAUCACUAAAAUUUUACCUGAAUAUACUCCUUGGUGGUGUUUACCGUUAGUAAAUUGAAAAUGUUUAUUUAAAUAGUAUUGCACCUAAACAUUUAUUUUAUUUUAGGAUUGAAAAACAAUUAGUAACUGAAGUUGGUGAAAAUAUUAAAGAUAAUGAGUUGCCAUCUUUAUUAACAAACAUUCCAAAUUUGUCUAUACUUUCGGUAAUUAAAUGUCUUUAUAAAUCAUAAUUUUUAAUGUAACAUAUUUAUUAUAUUUUUAUAAGUACAUUGUGUUAUUAAUUAGUUUAUAUAUAUUGUGUUUGACAUUUUGCCUGUAUUGAUAUGAUGAUGAAUUUUUAAUUCGAAACCGGUCUUAUAAAUCACUUAUCAUAAUACUCCAAGCAACACAUCCAUUCAUUUAUUUUUUUGUUUUUAUACAUACAUUUUUUAUUUAUAUAUUUAUUUACAAGUAUUAAUGAUUUUAAUAAUUUUGUUUUUACUUUAUUAUUUUAUUAGAUAAAUACUGUGUUAUAGAUAUAAUUACAUUUCAUUAUUUAAAAAUAUUAUUUCUAAAGAGUUCAACUGCAGUUAGUCUUUAUGCAAAGAGUCUAAAAAAGUCAGGCUGUUUGCAGAAAAAAAUGUUUAAUUUGAAACUGUGGCUAACUCUUUUCUCAAAAAAACUAAUCUCUCCAAUAGUUUACAACAUGUUCAUAACAUGGUUUUUAUUUGUGCAAUACAGUGAAACCUCCCUCAACAGACAUCUCAAAUUAGCAGAAAAUAAAUAACUUACACAUUUUUUGAUUUCGGCACAGCCCCGUUGGAAUUAUUGAACUGCGCUCCUUUAAAUAGCAUACACCUCUUAAUAAUGGACACAGACAAGUUUAGGUAGUCUAGGGAGCUUAAAUACCUCUAAAUAACUGAUAGCUUUACCAAAAAACAAAAACCUACUCGUAUUUUAUACAUAUAUACAUUGUACAUAUUAUAUGCUAUUUUUAUAUUUCUGAUAAAAACAUUUAUCUUUAUAAUUUAAUGGAUAUAAUUAGGAACUUAUGUAAAAUUAGUAAAUACGAACCUAAAUGAACGAUAGAUAAUGACGGAAAUACAUAUUAUGAUUUGUAAUAUACACAUAUAUAGUGUAUAUAUGCUUUAAUAAUUAAUAAUUGUAAUAAUAAUACAUAUGUAAUAGAUUAAUAAUAAAUCUUGAAUAAAAUGUUUUUUUAAAAAAUCAGUAAAACUUAAAUUUUUAUUUUGAUUAAUUUUUCCCAAUUGCAGAGGACAUUUUUUUAUAAUCUUAUCAGUGUCUGCUAUUUAGAGGUUUUACUAUACUUACAGAAAACAAUUAUUACUUAAAUAGUUGUAUGUUUAAUUGUAUACUUGUAUAAUAGCAUAGCAUAUGCAUGUGUACAUGAAUCAUAAACAAUGAAUAACAAUAAUGCUAAAAUAAAUUUUAAUUAUUAAUUAUCUUACUUUUUUUUAGAAAAAAUCACCUUCGGAAUUUAUUCAAUGGAAUUUAGUGAACAUUAUUACUCCGUAUGUGUUUUUAAUACGAUAUUACAAUGGUAAACAUAAAUCAUAUUUGUCUGAGUUUAUCAACGGACUUUAUAGUUUAUCGUCAAAUCUAUCUGUUAAUCAGAAUUUUGAUUCUUAUGACACAGCACUGAAAUCUGUGGAACUUAGCAUUCAAGAGGUAAUUAAUAUUAUAUUUUUGUUCUUUAUAAAUAAUACUAAAGCUCAUUAAGAUGAAUUCUUGUUUUUUUUUUAAUAAUCAUGUUAAGCUCAAAGUGAUUUAGAUAGAUUGGUGACAAUAAAUAAAAAUCAGAUGAGUCAUUUAUUUAAUUUAUAUGCUCAAUAUGUUGUAAUAAUUAUUAAACUUAUAAUUGUCCGUAUUAGCAAGUAUCAAUUUAAAUCAUAACACUGUUCACAAUAUUUGAGAAUUUCUCACAGUAAUUUGUAGGUGCAUGAUUUUUAAUUUAAUUUGCAUAUUAUUUAUUUUAAUUGUAAUAAUAUAUUAAAUAAAUGUUUCAGCAUGAUAUGUUCAAAGGUUUUAUAGGUUUUAGCCUUAUUAAUGACGAUUUGGAAACUAUAUUUAGUAAUGGUUUAGAUUCCAAUUGCAACUAUAACAUAAAAUUAGUUUUAUCUGAUAUGCAUAAUUUAAUGAACAAGUAUAAAAAUGAAAAAAAAAAAUUUGUAUCAAGUAUGUUAAAUGAUAAUAAUUUAAAGAAAUUUUGUUGAAAUUUCAUAACAAAAUUUGCAUUAUUUUAGAAAAAACAGAACAAGGAGAAUUUAAUAGAAAAUUUCCAGAUCCUGAAGCUAGUUAUUUCACACAUGUAGAUGUUAAGAAAAUACGAUUGUUAUUAAAAAAAAUUGAAUAUUAUUUUUCAUGGGUAAAUGAAAAUAAAUUUAAUUUAAUUUAAUAUUUUUUGUUUUAAAUUUAAUUUUCUAUACAUAUUUAGCACUAGAUAUGUAUACAUUUUUUGGUAAAUAAAAUUGUAUGCUGUAAUGUUUUUGUAAUUAAUUAUAAAUUAUUACAAUUGAUAUAAUUUUAU